Messenger RNA from Daucus carota subsp. sativus, 1563 nucleotides. Its product is annotated as protein MIZU-KUSSEI 1. The record is from RefSeq and is a predicted model, not a curated record. The transcript is spliced from 2 exons. NCBI's taxonomy places the organism in Eukaryota, Viridiplantae, Streptophyta, Magnoliopsida, Apiales, Apiaceae. The coding region runs from base 628 to 1395 and encodes 255 amino acids. Gene Ontology annotation, biological process: hydrotropism.
AUUUCACGUUUCCUGUUGGGGUGUUGACACGCUGGGGGUGUGUUGAUGUCACUAAUCUGGGAUGUGUCAACAGGUGUCUUUUGUUUGGGCUGUUGAAUUGUUUUGUAAUGGAGCCUUUGGGUGGCAAUUCUCAGGUUUAUUUGAUAAACUUUCUGAUCCAUGAUGAAUGACAAGUCCCCUACUGUGGAGAACACGGCGGCAGGGUCUGAAUGUUGCUGAAACCCAACAUGUUCGGUGGCAUGCUUAGCACCAGAAGACAGGACACAGGCUCUGGUUCAGGUCAAAAAGAGUCUGCCAGACCACUUCACUCCCUACCCCACAAGAAACUGUGAAAGUGAGGUAACAUAUAACCUUGUCUCCCAGGAUACUUUUCUUAAUUAUAGAUCACCCAACUCAACUCUCUCCCCCCCUGUGCUGGUAUAAUUGGUGGGGGCAACUUAUGUUUUCUUUGUCAGUAUUUUUUUGCCCUACACCAUAGGACUAUAAACAACAAAUGGGAAAUGAGAACUCACAAAUCUCUAGAGGAAGAAAAUAUUAGAAUCUUUGUAUCUCUCUCCCCCUCUCUGGCAACCCCUCUUUUUAUUAUUAGCCUACCCCCUUUGUUUUAUUUCUUAGAUAAAGACAAUUAUGGCAAAGAGUUCCCAAGACUUGAGCUCUAGGCUCUUCCACUGGACUAAAAAGGUUAGUAAUGAGGAUGAAGAAAUUUGUCCAACCAUCAAGUCCUGUUCUAGUAUUAGCGACGAGCAAAAAUCGAAGGAUGCAUUGCAGGUGCGGGCUGCAGAAUCUCGAAUUUCACUGUCAUUUACAAGAAAAAAACUGCAAGCUAUUGCAGCAUCCCGGGUGCACUCAGUUAUUACAGCUUUUGCUAAGAACCGGGCGCACUUACAGCAGGGCCUUGGAGCGAGAGUGGUAGGCACCCUUUUUGGAUGUCGUCGAGGACAUGUGCAUUUUGUGUUUCAGAAAGAACCAAACUCCACACCAGCCUUCUUGAUUGAACUUGCUACGCCAAUAACCGGGCUGGUACAUGAGAUGGCAUCUGGAUUGGUUCGGAUUGCACUGGAAUGCAGCAAGGAAGAGAACGUGGAGAAGAGAAGAUGCCGAUUAUUAGAGGAACCAACGUGGAGGACUUUCUGUAACGGGAAGAAAAGUGGGUUUGCAUCGAGGAAGGCAUGUGGUCCGAAAGAGUGGAAAGUUUUGAAAUCUCUUAGGCCUAUUUCAAUGGGGGCUGGUGUUCUACCAGCUGGAAAUGUAGGAGAAGGGGAAGGAGAUGAGAUAAUGUAUAUGAGGGCAAAUUUCGAAAGAGUUGUGGGUUCUAGAGAUUCAGAAGCGUUUUACAUGAUGAAUCCUGACAGUCAUGGAGCUCCUGAACUUAGUGUAUACUUGCUCAGAGUCUAAGCACUCAUGCCAUGAAAUGUCUGUCUUCAUCUUUUUAUGUUUUCUUCAUCAAGGAUUGAAUAAGGUCUUUUAUGUUCUAUCUUUUUCUUCUUUACUGCUGUGGUAGCCAGAAAUUGUAAAUUACUUUGUUUCAAAUUUGUAUGGGUAAUGGGAAAUAUUUAUUAUUUA